AAUGCGCAUGCGUCACUUCUCGAGCAUUCUAUAGGAGAAACACGUGCAUCUGAGGUCAAAGUAAAAAUCACUACAAACAUGUCUGCUUUGAAGCGUUUCAUUCCCCUCUUCGACAGAGUCCUUGUCCAAAGAUUUGCGCAAGAGACAACAACGAAAGGCGGUAUCAUGUUGCCAGAAAACGCUGUAGCAAAAGUCAAUGAAGCAACUGUUGUUGCUGUUGGUAAUGGCCUCAGAACUGAUUCUGGAGAAAUUAUCCCUACUACAGUAAAAAUUGGUGACAAAGUCUUGCUACCAGAGUACGGUGGGACUAAGGUUGUUAUGGAUGAUAAGGAUUACUUUCUGUUCCGAGAUGGAGAUAUUUUGGGACGAUUUGAAUAA
Messenger RNA from Dimorphilus gyrociliatus, 378 nucleotides. Lineage: Eukaryota; Metazoa; Annelida; Polychaeta; Dinophilidae. The record is from the annotation of a GenBank genome assembly.